GCUGAGGAGAACCGGUGCGCGCCUGCGCAGGAGGCAGCGGCGCUGGGCAGUGAAGUUGGUCAAAGCGCCGGGGAUAAGAUGCAUAAGCUUAAAUCGUCUCAGAAGGACAAGGUCCGCCAGUUUAUGGCAUUUACCCAGGCUGGUGAAAGGACUGCUAUAUAUUGCUUAAUGCAGAAUGAGUGGAAACUAGAAGUGGCAACAGACAACUACUUCCAGAACCCAGACUUGUACUACAAAGAAUCCAUGAAAAAUUCAGUAGACAGAAAGAAAUUAGAACAAUUGUAUAACAGGUACAAAGACCCACAGGAUGAAAAUAAAAUUGGUAUUGAUGGAAUCCAGCAGUUUUGUGAUGAUUUAAGCCUGGACCCUGCCAGUAUCAGCGUCUUGGUCAUAGCAUGGAAGUUCAGGGCAGCCACUCAAUGUGAAUUCAGUAAAAAGGAAUUUGUAGAUGGCAUGACAGAGUUGGGGUGUGACACCACAGACAAGCUGAAAGCUCUACUGCCAAGAUUGGAACAGGAGCUAAAGGAUCCAAUAAAGUUCAAAGAUUUUUAUCAGUUUACCUUUACCUUUGCUAAAAACCCUGGACAAAAAGGUUUAGAUUUAGAAAUGGCAAUUGCAUAUUGGAAUUUAGUCUUAUCAGGAAGGUUUAAAUUUUUAGAUCUUUGGAAUAAAUUUUUGUUGAUUGUGACCAGGUUUUCUCCGUGGCAUCCGCUCAUUCCUCAACUGGGCAGGUCUCAUCUGGUAGGUCACUGUUUCUUGCAAGGUCAUGGUACUUAGGCCCUCUGCCCAAAGCACACUUCAGUCCUAUACAGAAUGGAAAACCACAGUUCCAAACAGGGUUGUCUGACGAAUCUUUGAUGGGACCCUGCCCUUCUAUCCUGGAUUUAACUUCAAAUAGUCUCGCUUCAGCUGAUCCCCCAAGGUCUAGUCAUCCCUUCUAGCAGGUCUUGUCCAGAUGGCAAGCUAGCUCAGGCUUCUCUUACAUCAGAAGUAGAACACUGCUCUCCUUCCUGAGCAGCCCUGAACUGAGCUAGGUCUCUCCUCUCCCCUGCAGGUGUAGCGGGGCCAGGCCAAUUAGGUCCACAGGCUCGCCAGUGUGGGGCCUUAUCUGCACAUAGAUAGUUUAUUGAAUUAUUUUCAGUUUCCCCAGAAGUAAUGUAGCAGGAGGAUGUUCUCGGUAAUGAUGCAAGUAAUUAUUUUGUCAUAGCAAAUACAAGUUUUAAUCAAAUAAUCUGUUAGUUUAUGAACCAAAAGAGUUAGUGUCCUUGUUAAUCAACUGUAUGCUUAAAUCAGAAGUCCCAAAGUGUGGGGCCUGCCCACCUAGGGGGCACGGCGGGUCUUUCG
Gopherus flavomarginatus (Mexican gopher tortoise) is the source of this 1344-nucleotide messenger RNA. RefSeq names its product defective in cullin neddylation 1 domain containing 2 (gene DCUN1D2). Gene Ontology annotation, molecular function: cullin family protein binding; ubiquitin-like protein binding; ubiquitin conjugating enzyme binding. NCBI's taxonomy places the organism in Eukaryota, Metazoa, Chordata, Testudines, Testudinidae. Gene Ontology annotation, cellular component: ubiquitin ligase complex. The transcript has 6 exons. Bases 79 to 777 code for a protein of 232 amino acids. The record is from RefSeq and is a predicted model, not a curated record. Gene Ontology annotation, biological process: positive regulation of ubiquitin-protein transferase activity; protein neddylation.